Ipomoea nil (Japanese morning glory) is the source of this 1897-nucleotide messenger RNA. RefSeq names its product vetispiradiene synthase 3-like. The transcript is spliced from 6 exons. Lineage: Eukaryota; Viridiplantae; Streptophyta; Magnoliopsida; Solanales; Convolvulaceae. Bases 54 to 1700 code for a protein of 548 amino acids. Gene Ontology annotation, biological process: diterpenoid biosynthetic process. Gene Ontology annotation, molecular function: terpene synthase activity; magnesium ion binding. The record is from RefSeq and is a predicted model, not a curated record.
GUUACCUAAUAAACCGACUUCAUACAUAUACAUCUCCGUCUCCCGCAUUGGCAAUGGCAAUCAACUUUGAAAACCAUCUCCCACGCCCUGUCGACAACUUCCCUCCUACUUUAUGGGCUCGUUAUUGCUUUCAUGCAUUCUCCAUUGACAAUCAGGUUGCUGAAGCAUAUGCAAAAGAGAUUGAGAUUUUGAAGGAACAAACAAGGGCUACGCUGCUGCACACCAUUGAUGAUGUGGCUGAAAAAUUAAGAUUCAUUAACUUGCUGGAACGUCUUGGAAUAGCAUAUCACUUUGAGAAAGAGAUUGAUGAUCAACUCCGACAUAUUUAUACCCAUCCCGUCCACUUGAAUGACUUGGAAACCGUUGCUCUUCAGUUUCGGUUGAUGAGGAAACAUGGUUACAACAUUUCUACUGAUAUAUUCAGUAACUUUUUGGACGGAAAUGGGAAGUUCCGAGACACCUCUGAUGUGAAGGGUCUGCUGAGUUUGUACGAAGCUUCGUACGUUAGAACACGCAGUGACGAUGAGGUUUUAGAAGGCGUGACCGCUUUUGCGGCGACUCGUCUCCGAUCUGCAGCACCACUUCUGGAACCCAACAGCACUUUAGAAAAGGUGGUGACGCACGCUCUAGAUCAGCCAUUGCACACCGGCAUGCCAAGAAUUGAAACCCGAUUUUUCAUUUCGGUGUACCAAGAGGAAGACGACUCGUCCAGGAACUAUGACUUGCUCCACUUUGCCAAAUUGGAUUUCAAUUUGUUGCAGAUGUUGCACAAGCAAGAGCUCAGUCAAGUAUCAAGGUGGUGGAAAGAUUUGGACUUUGUGACAAAACUUCCUUAUGCAAGGGAUAGAGCAGUUGAAUGCUAUUUUUGGGCACUAGGAGUAUACUUUGAGCCUCAAUAUUCUAAGGCUCGAGUCAUGCUUGCCAAAAGCAUUUCAAUGGUUUCGGUUGUGGAUGACACCUAUGAUGCUUAUGGUACUAUAGAAGAAUUAGAGGUCUACACAGAUGUCAUACAAAGGUGGGACAUUAAUGAAAUCAACCGACUGCCAAAUUAUAUGAAAAUUAGCUAUAAAGCUUUGUUAGACCUUUUUGACAAGGAUGACAAGGAGCUUUCAAAGGAAGGAAGAUCAUAUGUCGUUCAAUAUGCAAGGGAACGAAUGAAGGAACUUGUGAGAUGCUACUUUAUUGAAGCCAAAUGGUUUACUAAUGAAGGAAACAGGCCUGCAUUUGCUGAAUACUUAAGAAACGCAUUCGUUACUUCCACUUACUAUUUGUUGGCCACAAUAUCUUGCUAUGGGUUGAAGUCAGCUGAUGAGAAAGUAUUCGAUUGGUUAAUGAAAAAUCCUAAAAUUCUUGAAGCAGGCGUCACUAUAUGCAGACUCAUCGAUGAUAUGGCCACCUUUGAUGGAGAAAAAGAUAGAGGGCAACUUACAACGGGCAUUGAAUGUUACAUGAACGAAUGUGGUGCAUCACUAGAAAAGGCUAUGGAAAAGUUUCAAGAAUUGACCGGACUUGCAUUGAAGGAUUUGAAUGAGGGACUUCUUAAACCAACACCUGUAUCUAGUGAGAUUCUCUUACGCAUUUUCAAUCUUACUUGCAUUAUUUUUGUCGCAUACCAACAUAAUCAAGAUGGAUAUACUUGUCCUGAAAAGGUUUUGAAGCCUCACAUUAUUGCCCUAUUCGUGGAUCCGGUGCCACUCUAGUGAAGUAUUAAUAGCAUUGUGUUUGUAAUAAUAAAGUGUCCUAUAAUAACAACUCUUCUUGAGUUAUAUGCAAGCUAGGGCAAGUAUUAUGUUCUUGGUCAUAUCAUUGCGUACUUUUUGAAAACCUGUUCUCGUCUUUGUUGUAAUUGUUUCUUAAAUUUGGUGAUUAAUAAAUUUCCCAAUAUCCUUUAUUUUAA